Molecule: messenger RNA, 723 nt
Organism: Spizellomyces punctatus DAOM BR117
Lineage: Eukaryota; Fungi; Chytridiomycota; Chytridiomycetes; Spizellomycetales; Spizellomycetaceae
Exons: 1
Coding region: 1-534 (177 amino acids)
Source: RefSeq, a predicted model, not a curated record
AUGGCAGCAUUGCUCAAACUUGCGGCAGCUACCACCUUUUCCAGAACCACCACCUUGGCUGGAAUUGUCAGCAGACGCAAUAUCGUUCUGUCAAAUCGUUACUUCGGUGACCGAAAACGGCGGGACUCACGCUCAUCAGAUGGAGCCGACGCAACAGAAAACCGGGUUGAAAAGAAGGGUGCUACCAUCAAGCGCAAAGUCGACGAAAUUGCCCAAAAGUUUGACGACAUGAUAUCGGAAGAUAAGAUCCUUCCAAAUACCGAUAAUCCCAUGAAGAUGAACUAUACUAGCCCCCCAGUAACCGAACGAGUAGUUGACUCGGUCAAGCAGAUCUACCACAAGGCCGAAGAAGCGGUUGAAGACAUGAAACAGAAAGGAAAACAAGUGCUGGGUGAUUACUCUGAUCAGAAAGAGGUUCAAAAGGGACGUUCGGGAACGACGCCUUACAGUGCCGCUGAUGAGGCCAAGCAGGCAUAUGAAACUGCAAAGAAGAAUGUAGUUGAGGGGGGCGACACUCCGCCGAGAAAGUUAUAAGCGAAUUUGAUUACUGUAGAAGCAGAUGCGAUGUCGCUCGGGAGGAACGAGCUGCCAACUACAUACACUUGCUGCGAAACCUUUGCUGCCUUUGAAUUAUCAUCCGGGUCGCUUUUCGAUCUACAUUAGGCUUACCAUUCCGUAUACUUGGCUGAUAUCUACUUUCCAAAUUUUGGUUCUUCCCUUCCG